AUGGCCACAACAAAAUUAUCAACAGGUGCAACAGCUGAUCUGGCUGAAUCCCGUGAGGUUGCCAGCAGUGCAGGGUCUAGCGCCAAAAGUUUUCAUCUAAUCUGGUUAGCUGAUGAAGUUGAAGAAAUCAAGAAAAAGUCUCCCCAAUCAUUCACUUAUCUACAAGGUAUCUUCGGUUCCUUCGAGGUAUUCAGCCAAAGCGAUUUGGGUGUCAAUUUCCUCUUUGAAAACACCAAUAAAAAAAUCGUCAUGAUUGUCUCCGGUGGUUUUGGCCAAAACACAGUACCAGCUAUACAUGAUAUGCCCCAACUAAAGUCUAUCUUUAUUUUCUGUCACAAAGUAGCUUAUCACGAGCAAUGGGCGAAAGGAUAUCUGAAAGUAAAGGGUGUAUUCAAUAAAAUUGAUACUUUAUGUCAAGCAGUACAACAAUCUGUACAAUAUCAUGAACCCAGUCCACCUAAAUCGACAACUCUUAUGCUAAAGCCUUCGCCUGCCAGACAUCGUUCACGCACACCGGAGCCAUCACCAUCACGGGCAACUCGCCCUGAUAAAGUGCCCACAGUUGACGAUCAACGGCCAUCACCAAGCCAUUCACCGAGAAAAGAAGAUGGCAGCCAUGAUUCUUCUCUGGUUAAUCCCUUGAAACCAGCAAUGAGAACCAAGCCAAAUUCGCAAGAAAGGUUACCGUCGGCCUUGGAGCGACUUGAAAAGACUCUAAUUACAACAGCUGAACAAAACCUACGACAUAGUCUUACUGAAAGGAAUAAUAUCACUCAAACGACAUCGUCUAACGUUGCUGUAAUAGAUCGUUUACAAGCUACUCUUGUACAAACAAUCGAGAAACAUAUGGCGACGAAAAAAGAUGACUCUGUGGAACUGAACAAAAUGUUCACCGAACUAAAACAAGUAAUAGUUGAUGCAGUUGUGCAACAACAGUCUACAGUAUUACAAGAUGUCAUCAGACAAACAGUACUCGAUGCUUUCAAGGAACAGCAGAAACCAACAUUGGAGUCUUCUUCUCCUUCUAGUACUAUUGAAAUGACACGUGAGCGAAAACCUAUCAUUAUGACGAGUAAACCCGAGGUUAAAAUUGCUGCUGAUCGUAAGAAGACACGUGUCGAUGCUAAUUUUCGACAACAACGCGAUGCUGUUGUUGCCAAUAAACAAUUACGUGCUGCCGUUCAACAAUGGUCAUCAAUAAAAUCAAUGGCUGAUCUUGCUGCCGAAAUCAAGAAAAACGGAAAAAACGAUUUAGAACGUGCAUGGUUACUCUUCUGUUGGAUUGGUCAAAAUAUUCAAUAUCAACCAUAUUGUAAUAACAAUGCUGCAGAAACUGUUUUUCGUACAAAGCAAGGUGUUUGCCGAGGCUUUGUUAGUCUCUAUCAUGAAUGUUGCUCAUUGUUAGGUAUUGAAUGCUCGGAAAUAGGUGGAUAUUCUAGACAAGCUUUUCUUAAACCAGGUGAAGAACUCAAACAAUCACUUCAUGCUUGGAAUAGUAUUGUACUUGAUCAAUACACUUAUCUAAUUGAUCCAACAUGGGGUGCAGGAGGUAGAGAUUAUGACAAAAAACUUGAAGAUUUCUACUUUCUUACAUCACCUGAAGAAUUUAUCUAUACACACUAUGUCAACGGAUAUCAAUUACUCGAUCCAGAAAUCAGCAAAGAAGAAUUUCUUGUCUUGCCUGUAAUGAAAUCAACCUACUAUAGACUCGGUUUGAAAUUGCUAUCACCCAAACAGGGUUUAAAUGAGACAAAUCAAAAUUUAUUUAAAAUUGCAAUUCAAACACCGGCACAUGUUGAUCUGUUUGCUGAUUUGAAAGUCGGAGAUAUUGAGUAUCCACGCAGUUUGCAUACAUUAUGUCAACGAGAUGAGACCAAAAGUGAUAUUUACAAUUGUUUUAUUGCUCCACCACUCGAUGGUCUCUACGAAGUAGGUAUCUUUGCAAAAACGAAUGAUGAAACUAUGUACAUAGAUACGAUCAAUAUGCGUUUGCGUGUCUCAAAUAUAGCUGAUGCAUUCAUGUUUCCAAUCACAUAUGCAACUUUUACAGAACACCGUUGUAUUUUGAUUGAGCCUUUUCGACGUCUCGUACAUGAAAAUGAACAAGUAUUGAUUCAUAUGAUAAUACCAAAUGCUAAUGUAAUCAAAAUUAGAAACGGUGACGAAUAUAUGGUGCCUUUCAAAGAUGAAUAUAAAAAUGGCGUAUUAAAAAAACAAGUACGCGUUCAGGGUGAUCUCCAAGUUUGCGGCCGAUGGGACGAUAAAGCCGAUUCAAUUUCAAUUCUUUGCAUCUUUAACAUGAUUUGA
Messenger RNA from Rotaria sp. Silwood2, 2307 nucleotides. Lineage: Eukaryota; Metazoa; Rotifera; Eurotatoria; Philodinida; Philodinidae. The record is from the annotation of a GenBank genome assembly.